AGAUAAUGGAGCACAGCUUUAGCAUUGUCUGGUGCGUAGCUGUUGAAUAUUCAAAAUGAAGGUUGUGAGUGUUGUUCUUCUCUCAAUUUUGGCGUUAGCCAAUGCGGGACCUACGUUACAAAAUAUACAUUUUGCUGAUAGCUUCCAGCAAAGUUUAAGUCCUCAAGAAUACCACGUGAAGCUUGCAGCUCCAGACACUGAACUGUCAGUGGAGGACCAUGUCGUGGAGUACUUCAACUCGCUGGACCGCCAAGAACGCAGCUUCAUCGGCGACGUCAUCAAAAACGCCCUCGAGGGCUUCAGGGAUGUGGUGAUCAAUGGCAACGACGACGUCCCCGUCUUGGACCCCUUCGUAAUCGACCAUAUGGGACCUUUCCUAUUCACUGCGACCGGAGUCCGCGGUGAGGCAAACAUCCGUAACUUCAGAGUGGAGGGUCUCAGAUGGUUCUUGGUGGACCACGUCACCUUCAACGCUCUCCGCCUGACCUUGGGUCUUCAAGUUACUGUCCCAUGGAUUACAACCACCGGAAGUUACGAUGCCCGAGCCUCCAUUGCUUUCCUUACGCAUAACGCUGGCGGUAACUUCAGGGUGUUCGUAAACCGACUGGUAGUUGGCGUUGAUGUCAGGCUGGGAGCAAAUAUCUUCGGAGGAGGUCAAUUGUUUUUGAGGGAGCUAGAUAUCAAAAUCGAUAUCCAUGAUACACAUAUUUCAAUGGACGGUAUGUUUGGGUCGAGUCUGCUCAACAGUUUAAUCAGCUCUAUGGUGCAGAGUAUCACGCAAGACGUAAUCCAAUCCCAGUUGGAAACUGUGAGCCAGACGCUCAGCGAAGAACUAUUCGAUGCCAUUAACGAUUUCCUGAAAGAUUUCACUCUUGCCGAUAUAUCCGGUUAAAACUUGAACUUUACAAAUUAAAAUUAAUAAGUUUGUUAUCAAA
This is a messenger RNA of Ostrinia nubilalis (European corn borer), 935 nucleotides long. RefSeq lists its product as uncharacterized. Gene Ontology annotation, molecular function: lipid binding. Lineage: Eukaryota; Metazoa; Arthropoda; Insecta; Lepidoptera; Crambidae. The transcript has 6 exons. The coding region runs from base 56 to 892 and encodes 278 amino acids. The record is from RefSeq and is a predicted model, not a curated record.